GCACUUUUGCCCAUUUUUAACAAUAUUAUAUUUCAUGACUAGUUCAAUAAAUGCACACAGAACACUUCACCACAUACCCAAACCAAAUUUCACUUCUCUCUUGUUUUUCAUACCCAUUUCCACUUACUUACACAUUUUGAUGGCCAAAUUUGGGUACAUUUGGUCUCUUUUCAUUCUUCUACUUGUUCUUAAUGCUAUUACACAAACACUUUGUCAUACAAAAGGCUUGCAACCAAAAAGAAACACAUGGAAGCAAUUAGGGGCAAAUUUAACACAAACCCAAUACUCAGAACAACAGUUUAUGAAAUGGGUUAAUUUUGUUGGAAGUUUAAAGCAUUCCCUUUUUUCCACUGCUAAGAACAAGCUUUUCCCUUCUUAUAUGAUCACUGUUGACAAGAAUCCAGCAAGAGGAGAUUUCACCACCAUUCAACAAGCUAUUGAUUCUCUCCCUUUUGUGAAUCUUGUUAGAGUUGUUAUCAAAGUUCAUGCAGGAGUUUACAAGGAGAAGGUAAAUAUACCUCCGCUAAAAUCCUUCAUAACAGUAGAAGGUGAAGGUGCUGAAAAAACCGUUGUGCAAUGGGGUGAUACGGCUCAGACCAUCGGCACCAAAGGUCAAGCUGUUGGCACGUUUGGCUCAGCCACUUUUGCUGUCAAUUCCCCCUAUUUCAUUGCCAAAAACAUCACAUUUCAGAACACGACACCGGUGCCAAAACCAGGAGCCAUAGGAAAACAAGCAGUGGCGUUUAGAAUAUCAGCAGACACAGCCGCGUUCGUAGGUUGUAGAUUUUUGGGUGCACAAGACACACUUUAUGAUCACUUGGGUAGACAUUAUUACAAGGAUUGUUAUAUUGAAGGCUCUGUUGACUUCAUUUUUGGCAAUGGUCUUUCUCUUUUCGAGGGGUGUCAAGUCCAUGCGAUAGCACCAGUAACAGGUGCAGUAACAGCACAAGGAAGAAGCAGUUUGCUAGAAGACACAGGGUUCUCCUUCUUGAGAUGUAAGGUGACCGGGUCGGGUGCCCUUUACCUAGGGAGGGCAUGGGGUCCCUUCUCUAGGGUCGUCUUUGCAUAUACGUAUAUGGACAACAUCAUUAUUCCUAAAGGCUGGUACAAUUGGGGUGACCCUAAUCGUGAAAUGACUGUGUACUAUGGGCAAUACAAAUGUAGUGGGCCAGGGGCAACAUUUGCAGGGAGAGUGUCAUGGUCAAGAGAGCUUACUGAUGAAGAAGCUAAACCUUUUCUUUCACUUACCUUCAUUGAUGGUUUUGAAUGGAUUAAAUUGUAACAAUUUCAUCAUCAUCAUCUUUGUUGUAUAUAUUUUGUCAAUAAUGAUUUAAAAGUUCAAUUUGUGUUGAAGAAGGUGAUUCAAACACCAAAUCGACCAUUAUAAGAAAAGAUCUCCUUUCAAUCUGAGAUUUUGAGUCGGUUGAAGGAGGUUAAGAGUUGGUUGAAAUAGAUUCCGAGUGUUUUAACUGAAAUAAAUUUUAGGUAACAUAUGUUUUUACAUGUAUCCGUUGAUUUUGAGUGUUUUUUUUUUUUUCAAGUGUGACGUUUUAUAUUGUAAUAAAUUGGUUUGAGUAUACAAUUUAAGUCUUGUAUAAUAGAUGAGAGAUUGAGAGCUAG
Molecule: messenger RNA, 1620 nt
Organism: Lactuca saligna
Lineage: Eukaryota; Viridiplantae; Streptophyta; Magnoliopsida; Asterales; Asteraceae
Source: the annotation of a GenBank genome assembly